This is a messenger RNA of Rhipicephalus sanguineus (brown dog tick), 5050 nucleotides long. RefSeq names its product golgin subfamily A member 2. Lineage: Eukaryota; Metazoa; Arthropoda; Arachnida; Ixodida; Ixodidae. Gene Ontology annotation, biological process: Golgi organization. The record is from RefSeq and is a predicted model, not a curated record. The transcript is spliced from 23 exons. Bases 362 to 2896 code for a protein of 844 amino acids. Gene Ontology annotation, cellular component: Golgi cis cisterna; Golgi cisterna membrane; Golgi apparatus.
AGACACUGACAUUUAAUAACCUCAGCUAAAUGCUGUGUAUGAGAGCGGUUUAUUUACACUGAAUACAAUUUUUGACAGAUUUUUCUUGUUCGCCCUGUAUUUAGCGGCGAUUUGGGAAGGCGUGUACGCACCAUGCGCAUGUCGGCUGGCUCUGCCAACAUGGCAGACGAUGCUGAUCGAAAACAUAAAGUUGCAGCCGGUUUAAAGAAGCUGAAGCAGUUUCAGCAGCGUUCUGUGAAAAAAACUGCGAAACGGAGAUCUUCCGACACGCUGUCACCUCAGAGUGUACAGCUCAGUGCACCGUUUCUGCAUUCAGGACGACCAAGCAAGUGCUGAGCAACUUCAUGAGCAGAGUUUUCCAAUGUCCCAGUCCUCAAAGCCCAAGGAAACUCUCUCAGUGACAUCACAGUCUUGUCAGGACCUCUCGCAGUUGAGAGAUGAUGUUCAGCCAAGCCAGAGGGUGCUGUCGUCUACUGAAAGCCUUCGUCAAAUCACUCUGCAGUUGAAUGGCCUUAUGGCAGAUACCAAUGCUGCACUGAAUGGUGAGAUGGCAACACUUGCAGACUCACCUUCAUCUGGAGCACUGCGGGGUGACGAACUUCUGCGAAGGAACCAAGAAUUAGCUACAACACUCGAAGCUUUGCAGCAGGACAGGGAUCAGCUUGAAUUUCAGCUGCAGGAGUUAAAAGCAAAACUGGCACGGCAGCAGCGUGACUUCGACCGUGAACGGGAGGAAAUGGAUGAGCAGAGUCGGCGUGAGCAGGGUGCCCUGAAUGAUCAGCUUCAGGUGCAUAUACAGACUAUUGGCAUACUGGUGGCUGAGAAGACCGAACUUCAGUCAGCGCUUUCUCAGAGCCAGCAGACAGCCAAGCAGAAAGCAGUGGAAACAGAGGAGCUACAAGGUAGGCUGAAGGCCUUACGGGAAAGAAACAGCGACCUGGAGCGCAAGCUUAGUACAGCCAGCAGCCAGAGUCAGGUUCAAGAAAAAAGCACCAAGGACUCUCAGAGAGAAGUGGAUCGUCUUAAGACAGAAAAUCACAGGCUCAGCAAGUCCAUAGAAGAACUAAGGCAGGAGCUGGCUGAACUGUCCGAGAAACUCAACAGAAAGUCAAAAGAGGCUGAAGAAGCACAGCAAGAGCUGGCCAGGGUCCGCCAGGACCUGUCGAUGGCUCAGCUGUAUGCCCAGCAGCUUGGGGGAGGCCAAGCAUCUGAGGAGGCAUUGACUCGCAUGGAGCAGCUGCACCAGGAGAAGCUACAUUUUGAGCGCCGUGCUGCUGAGUACAAAGAUGCUAUCGAGCAGAUUACAGCUGAAAAGCAGCAAAUGGCGUCCCAUUACCAGGCUUAUGUGGAUAACGUUUCACAGCAACUUGAAGUGCACAAAACUAAGUUGGCACAAAUAUCUGAAGAAAAGGAAAAUCUUGAAAAGAAGCUGCAGGAAUUGUUAAGUCAACACACACAACCCACUUCUCAAGUUUCUGAAGAUCCUGAGGUUAAACUGAAGCUCCAGCAGUAUGAGCAAGAGGUGGAAACACUUAGGGCAGCUUGUGAAGCCCAGGCUAGUGACAACAAGCAGCUCAGUGAGCUAUUGGCAGAGCGUGAGGCUCAUGCUGAGGAGCUUGCAGCAGCCUUGGAGCGACUACGGGAGGACCAUGUAGAAAGCAGCCGGCUCCUAGAGACCAUUCAAAGUGAAAAGGUGGCUGCCAGCCGGGCUCUGUCCCAGAACCGAGAGCUAAAGCGACAGCUAGAAGAGAUGCAGGACGUCUUUGUCAAGUUGAGCAAUGAUAAGCUGGAGCUGACUGAACAGCUUCAGAAGGAACAGCAUGUUACCAAAGAACUUGGAGAGCGUUUAGGGCAGCAAGAGGAGGAGCUGCGUGAGCUAAGGGACCAGCUCACUACCAAGGAGGGUCAAGUGCAGGGCCUUGAGCAACUGUCAAGUCGGGAACACUAUCAGCAAAGUCAGCUGGCUGACCGUGUGCGCCACUACCAGGCCCAGUGCCAACUCACUGAGAUACUGCAACAAGAGCUUGCCCAGGCACAGGCGAGAACAAAUGCCUUGGUGACCCAGAAUUCAGACCUCCGAAAGGCAUUAGCUGAAAGGGCACAAAUGGCUGUUGAUGUACAGGAGAAAGAUUCUGGCAAAGUCCACGACUUGGUGGCAUCAUUAUCAGCUUCUGUACAACAGCUGGAACUUGAACGAGACCAGUUAGUUCACCAGUUGGACGAACAGCGGACACAGAGAGAGGCAGUUCAACAUCAGCUGUUGGAGUUCAAAAAGAGUGAAGAGGAGUUCCUGUCACAUGAGCAAGAGGAGAUGACACGUGAAGGCUAUGCCAAAAUGAAACGAGCCAUGCAGCAGCUUGAGGACCGCUUCAAGGCUACUAUGGAACAGAUAGCUGACCUGUCGGAUCAGAAGCAGCAGCUGGAGCACUUGGUCACUCAGCUGCAAGGGGAGACAGAUACCAUAGCUGACUACAUUGCUUUGUACCAGGUACAAAGAGGUAUUAUGCGGAAGCGUGCUGCAGAGAAGGAUGACUACAUUUCACAGCUUGCUAAGGAUCGGGAAGAUCUCAAGGCCAAGUUGGCUGAAUUACAGUGCCUCAUUGUGCGCUUGUUGGAAGAGCGCCAACAGCAAUCGGGUGAGCCCCUUCUGCCUCUUCCAGGGAAAGCCCUCACAGUGUCGUCGUUUGCUGAUGCUCUUCAAAAUGGACCAAACGCUGGAGAUACUGGGAGCAAAUCUUAUAAUGGCUCCUCAGAUGAGAAGCAGGAAGAUGUCACCGCACAAAAAAUUAUGCAUCUGUUAACCGAGAUUGAAAGCUCAAGUGCUGUUGAUGGCUCACCUGUUCCGGACACGUUCCAUCCAUGCCCUGUGUGCUCAGGACGUUUGCUGACUGUCUAGGAGCAAACUGAGGCAGUGUCAUCUCUGUUGGAUGUGGUGGAAGAAACCCAGCUUUAUGUUAAACACAUAAACGCACAGAAGUGUUUUGGUGUUACCGUCCCAGUCACGGAGGAACAUUCCAUCAGUGGCUAUUGUUGGUUCAUAAAGUGUAGCACAGGGCUCCAAGGAGCUGGAAGAUAGACAGCCACAGUGCCUUGAAUGUUUUAAUAUGUUGUAUAGUGUAUGUUUCCUCAAGCCCUUCAAAAUGAUACAUAUUUACCUCUUUUUUUUUCUUCAUUGCUUAACUGCAUGGCUGAGCUAUGAGUCACUUUCCUUUGUGCACAUGAUUGUAUUGCAUGUGAAGCAUGUUGUAGCUAAUGCAAAUCGAUAUUUUAGGACUCAAAUCUCUGAAAAUGUGUUUUUGAUCAUGUCCUGCUCAUGCUGUAAAGCCUCACGAGGCCUUGUAGAGUUCUAUGAAGAAGAACUUCAGGUUUUAUGUGAACUCUUUGCAAAAACAUACAGUUUAUUUUGUUAACCUCCGAAAAGCAAUUUGCACUGGGAUGUUACAUGCCUUAAUACUGCCCAAGUAAACUAGGGAAAAAAUAUGCUAGGUAACUGUAAAAAAAUUUGCCAGGUUUCGAUUGUGUGCACGCUUCAUCUUAUAAUUACAUGUGUUAUGUUUAUUUCCUCUGCUUAUAAGGUGAUUGAUGGUGAAACAGUUAUAUCUUGAAAUUGAAUGCUGCGGAACCAUUCAAAGUAAAUAGAAGUUUUUAAACCAUAACACAAUAGGAGCUAACAGCGACUUGUCGGACUUUUUUACCAAGUUUUCUUUUCAGAAAAAACAGACUUUUUUCAAUUGCUUUCUUCUGUCAAUUUUUUCCAUGCAGUUUUUCACUCUGAAAAGUGUAGUGUAAAGUUUCACCUAAAUUCAUCCAGAACAAAGGAAAACUUGUUUAAGAAAGGUUUACUAUCAACUCAUGUUAUAAAUAUAUAAUUGCUUGAACGCUUAGUAACUUCAGGAAUUACGCUGUAAAAUGCAUGAGUGGCUUGCUUGGCUAGGUAGUUGAAAGCAAAAUAAAAGCUCUAUGACCCAGAUGAGUAAAGACUAUUUAACAACAUUGAUCCUACCAAACCUUCCAUUAUCAUGACACUGCAGCUGCUUUUCGAAAUAGCACUCUUUGGUAUAUCCCACUUCUUUCAGAUUUAUAACUUGCACUAGAGGCUGCAUUUUGUAAUAAUUCUGAUUUCCCUCAUUCCUUUCACCUUUUAUCAUUUGCUUGUGUGCCGCUAUGUGGCCACUGAGCAUUAAAUGACAAUAAUAGAAUUGAGGCAAAUAAAACCAUUACACGUUAUGUUCCCAGUUUUCUCAGUAUUUUAUUGCUUGAUUUCUAAUUUCGCACUUUUCACCUUUGAAAGCAUUCACUUCUCAGAAGAGUUUAGAACAAGACAGCAUCACUUCUGCACUACAGUGAAACCUGAGCAUGUGAAUAAGUAAAGGUCACGGUGGAAUGAUGAAGCCAAGUUGGUAAUUUGCCUGGAUGACCUUCAUCCAAGCAAUUUAUGUAUAAGCUGCUAGCAUGAGUGUGGAUUUUGUUUGGAAGUCAGUGAUUGUUCGGGAUAUUUGUAGAUCUACUGUGAAGAUUACAAAACCUACAUUUGUCUCCUUUGCAGCUAUGCCUUUGCUUCCACUUUAACCAUACAAGUAGGAAUCCUGCAGCUCAAGAACGGCUUUUCUUUUCUUUUUUCUUUUGCAACCACAUAGAGGUACUGAUACAUGUUACAUUAGUCUGUCAUCAACAAUGCUAUUUUUGUACUCUUUCUAUACUGACUGGUUCUGUAAAGUUGACUAUACUGAAACUGCUUCAGCUGUUAGGAGAGCUGUGCAGCUAAUGAUUUCUCAUGUAGUGUGACAUGAUCAUUUGCAUGAAGGUGCAUAGCUGUGAUCUUGUAAAGAUGCUUUGCUAUUUGCAAACAGUAGAAUGUAUACGGAAUUUAUACUGUAUGUGUAGGUAGCCUCUGUUCGAAGUGUCGAUUUGUUAGUCCUGUUCAUUAUUUUCAAUGUUGGAAGUACGCAAGUAAGGGUACAUUAUUUUUGUUGCAAAUUUUGUGCAUUUCAGUUUCUGUUCAUUGCUUUUUUGUAAAUGUGUGAAGGUUUAAUAAAUUUUUAAUAUGAGA